UUUAUUUCUUCCUUAACUUGCAUUGCUUACUAAACAAACAUGGCAACAGCGUGUAGUGGUUAUGGUGGAGGCAUAGCUCAUUCCCUAAAUGCCAAUUUCUAUGGAAAUGGCACUCAAACCUUGAUUCUAGCUCAUGGAUUUGGCACAGACCAAACAGUGUGGCAUUAUCUUGUUCCCUUCCUUGCAUGCUACUUCAAGGUGGUGCUUUUUGAUUUGGCUUUCACCCCAAACGUGAGUUCCUCCCUUUACAAUCCAAACAAGUAUUCAAGUUUUGAUGGAUAUGCUGAAGACUUGGUUUGCCUUCUUGAUGAGCUCAACUUGAAAAAAACUAUAUAUGUGGGUCAUUCUAUGUCAGCCAUGAUUGGAUGCUUAGCUGCAACAAAGAAACCACAACUCUUUCAACGUCUUGUCCUGCUUGCUGGCUCUCCAAGGUACUUGGAUGAAGAAGGAUACGAAGGAGGUUUCAAUAGAUCAGAACUAGACAAAAUAUUUGAAUCAAUGAAGCAAAACUUCUCAGGGUGGGUACACACCUUUGCUCCAAACGCUAUUAGUGCAAACAAUCCUUCUGCAGUUGCUGAAUUUGAACAGAGUCUGCUAAAAAUGAAACCACAAGUUGCACUAAGUGUUGCUAAAACAGUGUUUCUAAGUGACCUUAGAUGGGUUCUGCCACGAGUUCAUGUGCCUUGCACCAUAAUUCAGACCAGAAAAGACCCUAUUGUUCCUCUAGCUGUUACUUCUUACAUGAACAAAAAAUUGGGUUCUCAUUCCAAAGUCAAAAUUCUUGAAACACAAGGUCAUUUUCCUCAGCUCACAGCUUACCGUUUGUUGUUGGAAGCUCUUAAGGAUUCAUUGUCAUUGAAGUUACAUUAACAAGUCUGAGCAUUGAGAUGUAUAAUUAAAAUUAAUGUUGUGAAGGCUAAAAGCAUGAUUAAAAAACAAAGGGGAAAAGAGGGUGAUAAGUCUGAAAGUUUUGCAUUGUAAGGUUACAUCUAUUAAAAUUUAAAAGGAGUGGUGUUCUGAAGAAAAAAAAAACAAACAGUUAUUUGGGAG
Messenger RNA from Cajanus cajan (pigeon pea), 1050 nucleotides. RefSeq names its product strigolactone esterase D14. The record is from RefSeq and is a predicted model, not a curated record. NCBI's taxonomy places the organism in Eukaryota, Viridiplantae, Streptophyta, Magnoliopsida, Fabales, Fabaceae.